Molecule: messenger RNA, 3057 nt
Organism: Sphaerulina musiva SO2202
Lineage: Eukaryota; Fungi; Ascomycota; Dothideomycetes; Mycosphaerellales; Mycosphaerellaceae
Product: DNA mismatch repair protein MSH2
Exons: 1
Coding region: 31-2901 (956 amino acids)
Biological process (GO): mismatch repair; mitotic recombination
Cellular component (GO): nucleus; MutSalpha complex
Molecular function (GO): ATP-dependent DNA damage sensor activity; mismatched DNA binding; ATP binding
Source: RefSeq, a predicted model, not a curated record
CAAAACCACACCCGGACCGCCGCCGCCACCAUGGGCUCCAGGCCUGAGCUGAAGGUGGACGAUGAGGCCGGUUUCGUCAAGAAUUUCCACCAACUCGAGAUCAACAAGCCGACAGACACGGUCCGGAUAUUCGACCGGGGAGAAUAUCUCUCGGCACAUGGCGACGAUGCCGAAUUCAUCGCUCGAGUGCAGUACAAGACCUCUGCAGUGCUCAAGACGCUGGGGAGAAGUCCCGGACUGCCAUCCGUCACCAUGACCAUUACUGUCUUUCGGACGUUCCUUCGAGAAGCCAUCUUUCGUUUGGGGAGACGAAUAGAAGUGCUCGAGUCAUCUGGUCGUGGGCAAUGGGCAGUGACGAAGCAAGCAUCGCCCGGAAACCUGCAGGAUAUUGAGGAUGACCUCGGUGGGCACGUCGACUCUGCGCCCAUCAUACUGUCGGUCAAAGUAUCGGCCAAAGCAAACGAGGCACGCAACGUGGGUGUCUGCUUCGCCGAUGCCAGUGUUCGAGAGCUUGGAAUCAGCGAGUUUGUGGACAAUGACAUAUACUCCAACUUUGAGUCGCUGAUCAUCCAGCUCGGCGUGAAGGAAUGCUUGAUUCAGGUCGACACUACGAAGAAGGAUGCGGAAUUGCACAAGCUGAAGACAAUAGCCGACAACUGCAACUGCGCAAUAGCAGAGCGGCCGGCUGGCGACUUUGGAAAGCAAGACAUUGAGCAAGAUCUGACCCGAAUACUGCGAGACGAGAAGGCAGGAGGUACCUUGCCUCAGACGGACCUCAAGCUAGCGAUGGGCUCAGCUGCGGCACUGAUCAAAUAUCUUGGAAUCAUGUCAGAUCCUAGCAAUUUUGGCCAGUACCAGCUGUACCAGCACGAUCUGAGCCAAUACAUGAAACUGGACUCAUCAGCGCUGAAAGCACUGAAUCUGAUGCCAGGACCCAGGGAUGGCUCCAAGACCAUGAGUCUCUACGGCCUACUCAAUCACUGCAAGACACCCGUUGGCAGUCGGUUGCUCGCACAGUGGUUGAAGCAGCCUCUGAUGAGUUUGGAGGAGAUCGAGAAACGACAACAGCUGGUAGAGGCUUUUGUGAAUGACACCGAAUUGAGACAAACAUUGCAGGAAGACCACCUUCGAUCAAUACCCGACCUGUACCGACUGGCAAAGAAAUUUCAGCGGAAGAAGGCCAACCUGGAAGAUGUUGUCCGAGCUUACCAAGUGGCUAUUCGCCUGCCUGACUUCAUUGGCACCUUUGAAGGAGUCAUGGACGAAACAUACAAGGAUGCUCUUGAUGCUGUCUAUACAAACAAGCUGCGAGAUCAUUCUGACAGCUUUGUCAAACUUCAAGAAAUGGUGGAGACCACAGUCGACCUGGAAGCACUCGACAACCACGAGUUCAUUAUCAAGCCCGAAUUUGAUGAUACGCUCCGUGUCAUUCGAAAGAAGCUCGACAAGCUCCGAUAUGAUAUUGACAAAGAGCACCGACGUGCUGGAGACGACCUAGGAAUGGACACCGAGAAAAAGCUGCUUCUGGAAAACCACCGAGUGCAUGGCUGGUGCUUCCGUUUGACACGAGCAGAAGCUGCCGUCAUUCGCGGCAAGAAACAGUACCCAGAGAUUGCAACUCAGAAGAACGGCACGUACUUCACCACACCCAGGCUCUCAGAGAUGCGACGCGAGUUUGACCAGCUAUCGGAGAACUAUAACAGAACACAAAGCGGACUUGUCCAGGAGGUCGUCAAUGUAGCAGCUUCUUACAGUCCAGUCAUCGAGCAACUCGCCGGUGUCCUGGCUCAUCUCGAUGUGAUUGUCAGCUUCGCCCACGUCUCCGUUCACGCACCCACAGCCUACGUCCGACCGAAGAUGCACCCUCGCGGCACUGGCAGCACCAUUCUCAAGGAAGCUCGACACCCGUGCAUGGAGAUGCAAGAUGAUAUCCAAUUCAUCACCAACGACGUCUCUCUGACCCGCGAAUCCUCGGAAUUCCUCAUCAUCACUGGCCCCAACAUGGGCGGCAAAUCGACCUACAUCCGCCAAAUCGGUGUCAUUGCCCUCAUGGCACAGAUAGGCUGUUUUGUGCCUUGCUCCGAAGCCGAACUCACCCUGUUCGACUGCAUUCUCGCCCGUGUCGGAGCCAGCGACAGCCAACUCAAAGGCGUCAGUACCUUUAUGGCCGAAAUGCUCGAAACCUCCAACAUCCUCAAAACCGCCACGAAAGAAUCCCUCGUCAUCAUCGAUGAACUCGGGCGAGGUACCAGCACCUACGACGGCUUCGGUCUCGCCUGGGCCAUUAGCGAACACAUCAUCACCGAAAUUGGCGCAUAUACCAUGUUCGCCACCCAUUUCCACGAACUCACCGCUCUGGUCGACACACAUCCCCAAGUCCAAAACCUGCACGUCGUAGCGCAUAUCGAGAAUGGGAAUGAGGAAGGAGGAGAAGACGUCCACAUGACGAAUAGUGGCAACAACAAUCAUCGCCGCCGCGAAGUCACAUUACUCUACAAAGUCGUCCCCGGAAUCUCCGAUCAAUCCUUCGGAAUCCACGUCGCAGAACUCGUCCGCUUUCCUCAAAAAGUCGUCAACAUGGCGAAACGCAAAGCUGAAGAACUCGAAGAUUUCUCUGGCAGUGGUAGUGGUAGUGGUGGUCAAAGUAAUAAAACCGAUCAGGAUCGCGAAACCUCAGGAUCAAAUCUUUCACAUGCGGCUGCUACUGCGACGGCAUCAACAAAACAAGAAGACGUCGAAGAAGGUAGUCGAUUACUCAAGGCAAUGUUACACAAAUGGAAAGAGCAAGUCGAAGCGGAAAAUUUGGAUUCCGAGGCACAGGUGCAGAGGAUGAAGGACUUGGUGCGAGGGGAUGCGAAGUUAUUGGCGAAUCCGUUUUUUCAAGGUGUCAAGGCUUUGUGAAAAGAGUGGGAUUGAGUGGUUCAAGUGAGUGAGGUGGGAAAAGAGUGGGAAAUUCCAUAACAUCGCUAUGCUUCAUAUGGCUUCCAUUGUAGAUGUUAAAAACUGUCAAGAUAAGGUAGGUACGUGUAUAUCUGAAAUUGAUACUGUGCAUCUCAU